CCGGAAAUGACCCGGAUCGGAACUUUAACUCCUGGGUUGAUUAGUUUUCAUCAGCAACAUCGAGAGCUCUCCGAAUAUGAUGUAAUAUCUGUCGAAACGUGUUUAUUUACAACCAUGAAGGAUAACCCACCUUGGAUGUGAGUCCAUCCGCACACCGGGAGGUCGUCUUGUUAAUCCAUCACACAAACAAGUAGAGAAGGACCCAGCUCUCCCCUGGUGCUUUCUGGUCUGGUUUCCUCUCACCGGCGGCAGGAUGACGUGCCGUGACCGGACCCUCGAGUUCCAGUCCGCCUGUAAAUCUCUCCAAGGCAGACCGAAUGGAGUCCAGCCUAGCAAACCCACUCUCAACGCCCUCAGGCAACGCAGCGACUUUACAGUCAUGGCAAAGAGAAUUGGAAAAGACCUGAGCAACACUUUUGCCAAAUUGGAAAAACUCACAAUUUUGGCUAAAAGGAAAUCUCUAUUUGACGACAAGGCAGUAGAGAUCGAGGAGCUUACUUAUAUUAUUAAACAAGACAUUAAUAGUCUAAACAAACAGAUCGCACAGCUACAGGGCUUAGUGGGGUCUCGUGGAGCUCCAGAUGGACGACAUAUCCAAACCCACUCUAAAACUAUAGUGGUGUCUUUGCAGUCCAAACUGGCUUCAAUGUCCAAUGACUUCAAAUCAGUCCUAGAAGUCAGAACAGAGAACCUGAAGCAGCAGCGCAACAGGAGAGAGCAGUUCUCCCAGCCUCCUGCUCAGUCUUCUCCGAUGGUGGCCAACAACUUCAGGAGCCGCAAAAAAGGGGCCCAGGAGCCGCAUGCAGCUCGCGAGCAGCGCUAUGACUCCCAGGGCUAUACCACCUCAAAUUUAAAAGAGAGCUCGGUACUGAUGCAGGAUGAGUCCAGGAGUAGGGGGGAUGUGGCCAUUGAUAUGGACUCUCAGUCCAAUCCCAUGCAACUCCAGCUUAUUGAUGAGCAGGACUCCUACAUCCAGAGCCGUGCAGAUACCAUGCAGAACAUUGAGAGUACCAUCGUUGAACUGGGAUCUAUAUUCCAGCAACUGGCACACAUGGUCAAGGAGCAAGAGGAAACCAUCCAGAGGAUCGAUGCUAACGUUGAGGACACCCAGCUGAAUGUGGAAGGCGCCCACGCUGAGAUCCUCAAAUACUUCCAGUCAGUCUCCUCCAACCGCUGGUUGAUGAUCAAGAUCUUUCUCGUCCUGAUCAUCUUCUUCAUCAUCUUUGUCGUCUUCUUUGCUUAAAGCAAAGAUUUAACAGCUAAGUGACGGAGAGAGCACAUUGAGGGAGGUGAAUUGAAGCUGUAACUGGACUCGGGAGUUGUUUCUGUACAACAUAUUUGAAGGAGACUUCCCUGUGGACAUGACUGUUUGAUGGGGGCUUGGGAGAAGCAUUUGAUUAAUGUGGACGCUUUAGUUUGAUCCCAAGCCACAGACUCUUAAUCUUAACUAUUCAGUGAAGAAUGAAGAUGUUGAACUCUGUUCAAAGGAAAUGAUAAAUUAUCUGAAGCCCCACUUUGUAUAGAGAGCAAAAAAUGCUCUGUGUUGUACUUUGACCAAUUAUUCAUAAACAUUUAAUCCAAAUGGCUAUAAUUUAAUGGUUUGAUUCUGCAAACUGUCUUUUUAGUUUAAUUUUUUUUCUUGUUCACCCCAUCUACUACAGGUUAUUCAUUGUUAUAGAUAUUGUUAUUUCAAAGCCAAACACCACAGCUGUAGUUUACUUUUUUCUUUCUUUUUUUUUUUUGCUUCUUAGCUUUUUAUUGAAGAGCAUGACUGUGUCACUUGUUCAUCAACACUUCUCUAAACCCCACCAUUUAAUAAUGAUGUGAGUUGUUUUUUAUGCAGACAUUCUUUUUUCCUUUCAAAGUUAAUUUGCCAAAUGGGUACUUUUUAUGGAACUGUGACGCAGAGUGACAAUAGUAGGAGUGGUCCUGUAAAGCUAGGAGGCUGUGUUGCUGAUAAAGCAGUUUUAAAUGAUACAGCUGUGUGACCAGCUGUUGGACCAGUUAAAUGGUUUAAAAGAUGAACAGUUUGGCAGAUGGGCCUCUCAAGCAUUCAAACAGGCUUCAGGUUUCACAUCAGAGCUAAUGAAGGGGUUUGGCUGGUCAAGAAUCACACUGAUAAAGUGACUCGAUCGGCCAGAUUUCCCGGAAGUGUCUGAUUUUACCUCGCUGUUGUAGCUGCUUAUCCUUCCCCUCAUCCAUCCAUUUUACCAGAUGUUAUUUAAAAGACCACAGAUUUUUAAAAAGGAAGAAAACAUUUCCCUAUUUUUUUCAUGUCUGCUUUUUUCUAGCCAAAUGCCUUGACUUUAAUGUAUAAAGUGCAAAUAGUUAUAAUAAUGUAUGGAUAAGAAAGUGCAUAUUAAUAAAAUCAUAAUGGGGGACUGACA
This is a messenger RNA of Cheilinus undulatus (humphead wrasse), 2387 nucleotides long. It is a transcript of the gene stx5a, whose product is annotated as syntaxin 5A. Lineage: Eukaryota; Metazoa; Chordata; Actinopteri; Labriformes; Labridae. Gene Ontology annotation, biological process: endoplasmic reticulum to Golgi vesicle-mediated transport; intracellular protein transport; vesicle fusion. Gene Ontology annotation, molecular function: SNARE binding; SNAP receptor activity. The transcript is spliced from 12 exons. The record is from RefSeq and is a predicted model, not a curated record. Gene Ontology annotation, cellular component: SNARE complex; endomembrane system; Golgi membrane. Bases 254 to 1243 code for a protein of 329 amino acids.